AUGAAACCCAGCUCAGGGCCAGAGGUGACCCCUCGGGCAGCCUCCGAUAUCCGAGUGUUCGCCAGUAGCUGCACCAUGCAUGGCGUGGGUCACAUCUUUGGCCCAGGGCACCUGACCCUGCGCCGGGCGCUGUGGGCCGUGGCCGUGCUGCUGUCGCUGGCUGCCUUCCUCUACCAGGUGGCUGAGAGGGUGCAGUACUAUGAGGAGUUCCACCACGAGACGGCUCUGGAGGAGCGGGAGAGCCACCAGCUCACCUUCCCUGCAGUCACGCUGUGCAAUAUCAACCGGCUGCGGCGCUCACGCCUCACGCCCAACGACCUGCACUGGGCCGGGCCAGCGCUGCUGGGCCUGGACCCUGCUGAGCAUGCUGCCUUCCUGCGUGCCCUGGGCAGGCCCCCCGCACCUCCCGGUUUCAUGCCCAGCCCCACUUUCGACAUGGGACAGCUCUACACCAGGGCUGGGCACUCCAUGGAUGACAUGCUGCUGGACUGCCAUUACCGUGGUCAGCCCUGUGGGCCAGAGAACUUCACUGCGAUCUUCACGCGAAUGGGUCAGUGCUACACCUUUAAUUCUGGUGCUGGCGGGGUGGAGCUGCUCACCACUCCCAAGGGCGGGAUGGGCAACGGGCUGGAAAUCAUGCUGGAUGUGCAGCAGGAUGAGUAUCUGCCUGUGUGGAGGGACACUGAGGAGACCCUAUAUGAGGUGGGAGUCCGAGUUCAGAUCCACAGCCAGGAAGAGCCGCCCACCAUUGACCAGCUGGGCUUUGGGGCAGCCCCGGGCUACCAGACCUUUGUGUCCUGCCAACAGCAGCAAUUGACCUUUCUGCCACCACCCUGGGGUGACUGUAGUUCUGUAUCUCUGGACCCUGACAUAGAGCCAGAGUCCCCUGGUUCCCUAGGUGGCACCAACCCUAACCCAAGCCCUAGCCCUCCCUACAGCCUAAUGGGUUGUCGCCUGGCCUGCGAGACCCGCUACGUGACGCGGAAGUGUGGCUGCCGAAUGAUGCACAUGCCAGGCGGCGCCCCAGUUUGCAGCCCCCAGCAGUACAAGGAUUGUGCUGACCCGACGCUGGAUGCCAUGCUGCGGAAGGAUGCGUGCAAUUGCCCCAGCCCGUGCGCCAUCACGCGCUAUGCCAAGGAGCUCUCCAUGGUGCGGAUCCCGAGCCGCGCCUCCGCGCGCUACCUGGCCCGAAAGUACAACCUCAGCGAGGCGUACAUCGCGGAGAACAUCCUGGUGCUGGACAUUUACUUUGAAGCCCUCAAUUACGAGACAGUGGAGCAGAAGAAGGCCUAUGAGGUGUCAGAGCUACUUGGUGAUAUUGGGGGCCAGAUGGGGCUGUUCAUCGGGGCUAGCCUACUCACCAUCCUUGAGAUCCUGGACUAUCUCUGUGAGGUUUUUCGAGAUCAAGUCCUGGGGUAUUUCUGGAACCGCAAGCGCUCCCAGAGGCACUCCAGCACCAAUCUGCUCCAGGAACAGCUAGGUGGCCCUCAAACCCAGCUGUCCCAUUUCAACCUGGGUCCCAGGCCUCCCACAUCUUCCUGUGCUGUCACCAAGACCAUCUCUGCCUCCCACCGCACCUGCUACCUGGUCACACGGCUCUAG
Messenger RNA from Elephantulus edwardii (Cape elephant shrew), 1602 nucleotides. RefSeq names its product acid-sensing (proton-gated) ion channel 3 (gene ASIC3). Bases 1 to 1602 code for a protein of 533 amino acids. The transcript is spliced from 11 exons. Gene Ontology annotation, biological process: sodium ion transmembrane transport. The record is from RefSeq and is a predicted model, not a curated record. NCBI's taxonomy places the organism in Eukaryota, Metazoa, Chordata, Mammalia, Macroscelidea, Macroscelididae. Gene Ontology annotation, cellular component: membrane.